Messenger RNA from Exophiala spinifera, 999 nucleotides. RefSeq lists its product as uncharacterized. The record is from RefSeq and is a predicted model, not a curated record. Bases 1 to 999 code for a protein of 332 amino acids. Lineage: Eukaryota; Fungi; Ascomycota; Eurotiomycetes; Chaetothyriales; Herpotrichiellaceae. The transcript has a single exon.
AUGUCUCAAGACAAUAUCUUCAUCUCCGGCGCGACGGGCACUCAAGGUUCCGCGACGGUUCGAGCCCUUUUGCGCUUUUCGUCUCCAUCUGCGCCCAUCGUCAUCCACGCUCUCGUUCGCGAUUGUGACAGUCCACAGGCCCAGGCUUUGUCGAAGUUGUCGCCCUCGGUGCGACUGUUCAAGGGUCACCAUGACGACCCUUCCUCAAUUGCAACCGCCGCACAGUCAUGCACCGCAGCCAUGUUCAUUCUCAUGACAGGCUGGACUGACCCAACCGCCGAGCAACGGCAUGCUCAGAACAUUCUCGACGUUCUGUCCUCGAUACCGACCAUCAAACGCGUCGUCUACCCGACAACAGCGGGCGUCAAGGAUCCCCGUGUUGCAGGAGCCUUCCGGAAUAUCGGCGAGGAGGGUAGCCUGCGCUACAGCUAUUACCUUGGCAAGUCUACCAACGAAAGGACCGUUCAGCAAGCCGCCGAGCGAAAUGGCUGGGCCUGGACGAUUUUUAAACCGGCGACUUUCCUUUCCAAUUUUCUCAAUCCCAUGGCCAAUUUCAUGUAUCCAGAUCUCAGUAAGCGGAAAAUCGUGACAGUAAUGUCGAAGGAGCAUGAAACGUACUUUGUUGACCCGGAGGAUAUCGGGCGGUUCAGUGCAUCGGCUUUGUUGGGCCCAGGAAAAGGACGCAACUUGCCUGAUCUUUCUUCGCAGGUCAUUGACUUGGCCUCUCAAGUCGGGACGCUCGAAGACGUCGCGAAUGCGAUGAACAAAGCUCUGACCAAGUACGGCUGUGACGUGCAGGUUUCGACCGAGUACGUCACCGUCGAGGAGGCAGAGAGGCGGGGUCAGAAUGUCGUCAAGAUUCAAAACGAGCAGUUUCAGGUUGAUAACCCUGUGGUGGUCGAUUUAGAUCGAGUCAAGAGCUUUGGCUUUGAGUUGAGCACAAUAGACGCAUAUUUCGAAAGAGAAAUCGAGAGGCUCAAGGAAGUAUUGUCGCUGUGA